Molecule: messenger RNA, 2360 nt
Organism: Nilaparvata lugens (brown planthopper)
Lineage: Eukaryota; Metazoa; Arthropoda; Insecta; Hemiptera; Delphacidae
Exons: 4
Coding region: 973-2145 (390 amino acids)
Biological process (GO): sensory perception of taste
Cellular component (GO): membrane
Source: RefSeq, a predicted model, not a curated record
UGAUAUUCCAUGCUGUAUUUGCACAGUGUUUUGAAUACAAUGAAUAUUGAUCUUAUACAAUCGCCAAUCAGUUGAAGAGUACAAUCAACUAAGUGCAACUUCAGCUCCCAUUUUUGAGUAGGCCUGUAUUAAUAAUUAAAUUUGAUCAAUCUUCGUUCUUUGGAACUACUAUGUGACGUAAUUUAUCAAGGUACUCUUUAAUAAGGUACUCAAUACAAUCAGGUACCUUACUCUUUGAAAACUCUCCAUAAAGUUUAUAUUGACAGUUUGUAUGCUUCCAUGACAGCCUGCGCCAUAUAAAACGUGAAAUUCUAUUGUUGAACAUUGAAUUCAUACUAGAAAAAUUUACAUUCAAUAUGAAGAAUAUUUUUAUUCCCUCUCAUAGAUAAUUCUACGAAAAUAUUCAAGAUUCCAUAUAGUUCAAUUUGAUUUUAUAUUGGAAGUACAAUUUUUUAUUUCGGUAGCCUACUCAUCAAUUUUGUUCAAGUGGCAAACUGGAUCAUCAGUCUCGUCCUUUACACACAAAAAACGAUACAAUUUGUUGACAUUCCAUCCAAGUGAAAAUAUGAAUUCACAUAGAAAAAUAAUAGCUGUGGGCUAUUAUAAUUGACAAUUCUAUUUAAAAAAAAAAAAAACAGAAUUGGAUGAACUGAAUUAGGUUCACUGUUAGGCCUAACAGACUAUUAUAUUUAUCUUGAAAUAGAAUGCUUUAUUAAAGGGAAGACGAACUCACAGGAGCAAAAUGAUCUAUGCAUGGAGUAUUAUUAGCUUGAUGAUUUUUAAUGAGUAAAUCAGAAUUGUAUUUCACAAUAGUAUAAAUUUUCAAACUAAUUAACUCUUAAAGUCUGUAUAUUUUCUUCAAGAUCCAAGUUAACGAUUACACAUAUUUUAUAUUACUGUAAGUAUCAAACCUAUAGCCUACAACUAAUUUAUUUCCCCAACUUUAGAAUGUAAUAAUGACAUAUUGAAGCUAUGAAACCGAAAAAUGAAUAUAGAGAACAUUUCUACCAGACUAUACGAUUGCUAUCAAUAAUCAUGAAAUCAAUGGGAAUAUUUACUUUACAAAAUGCUACAGCGAAAAAUGGGAAUUUGCUGUAUCACAAAACCAUUAAUUUGACAAUACUGUGGUUCAGUUUAUUGCAAAUAAUCAACUUUAAUACUAUGAUACAGCCGCCUCAGAGGAACGCCAUAUUCAUGGCACAAGCCUCGUCACAUUUCUUAAAAUCUUUUAUUGCUUGUGCGAUAAUUGUCUUACGAACAGAAAAACUAUUUUUAAAAGCAAUUAAAGAUAUCGAAUCCUUCGAUGACGAAUUUUUGGGUGAUCCAGCAAUUGGUUCAGAACGGAGAGGAAUUAUGUGGUUGUAUAAAUUUGUCACUCUCUUUUCUCUACAUUUAUUUCUAUCAUACAUGUUGGGUGGAUUAGGUUUUUUCGUUAUUUGGCACUGUGUCAUCAAUGUGACAGCAAAAACAUCUAUUUCUGUGAUGUUUUUAAUAAUUCAAGAAGAACUAAUUCAUCGCUACAAUUAUUUAACAAAGUUUUGGAAUAUCAGAGUUGAGAAGGCACAAGGCUUCAGCAAAGAGAUUCUCAUAGAGAAGCUGAGAACCAGUCACGGUAAGCUGGGCAUUAUUCUUCAAGAAGUGAACAACAGUUGUGGCUUGAGAGUAAUCAUACUAUUCUUUUCUUCGGUGUUUGAAAUUCUGUUGUUCUAUCAUAAUCCUGAAAACAUGCAUGAUACUCUGAACAAUCGAAGGGUUAAAAUACUUCAAUCUUUAUAUUACACGAGCGAGUUUCUUUUGUCAUUCAUUGUACUUACUUCUGCUGCAAGGUUGAGUACAAAGACUAGAGAGAUCCUUAGAUGCUUCAGAACUGCCUCAAUAAAUGGAGUAUUGCCUUAUUGUAAACAGCAGAUGAUCUUCCUUUCAACUCAAGUAUACGUGAAACAAGCAAAAGUGACUGCUGGAGGAUUUUUUGAUCUGAACCGCUCUGUAGCUAUAUCAAUGCUUCUCACUGGCGCAACGUAUCUACUACUCUGUUAUCAGUCCAGAUUUGAAAUAGCCAACAUGCUUGACGCCUAUGGAAAUUUUCUCAAUGAUUUCUCCAUCAAAAAGGGUAAAAUAAUCGAGAUGAUUACACCAGAUCUUUAGAAUCCUCACACAGGAAACCUUACGGGAUUGAAACUACAAGAAUAUUAGGCAUAAAAUUUACUCGCUUAUCUCUAUUCUAACUCAAUAGAUAAAUAACAUGAUUAAUUCAAUGUGCAGUGAUAAUUAUAAGUGUAAUAUUCAACUAUAGUUUCGUGUUUUAGUUUUCCUAAAUUCAAAAUUUAUAACCUAUAUUUAUAUAUUUGGGCGAAAAUUGA